Strongylocentrotus purpuratus (purple sea urchin) is the source of this 1463-nucleotide messenger RNA. RefSeq names its product E3 ubiquitin-protein ligase rnf146 (gene rnf146). Gene Ontology annotation, biological process: Wnt signaling pathway; ubiquitin-dependent protein catabolic process. Gene Ontology annotation, molecular function: zinc ion binding; poly-ADP-D-ribose binding; ubiquitin protein ligase activity. NCBI's taxonomy places the organism in Eukaryota, Metazoa, Echinodermata, Echinoidea, Camarodonta, Strongylocentrotidae. The record is from RefSeq and is a predicted model, not a curated record. Bases 27 to 1253 code for a protein of 408 amino acids. Gene Ontology annotation, cellular component: cytoplasm; nucleus. The transcript has a single exon.
UCAAACCAGAGCCGACUGCCAAAAGGAUGGACAUCCCAGACUGUGCCGUUUGUCUCCAAACAUGCGUCCAUCCGGUGGAACUGCCCUGCAGUCAUGUCUUCUGUUUCCUCUGCAUGAAGGGUGCCUCCACACAGUACAGAAGAUGUGCUCUCUGCAGGCAAGAGAUCCCUGUCGACUUCUUCUCGAGUCCCAAGCUGCUCCACCAUCAUGAUGAGGAUGAUGAGGGGGUGGAAGAAGAGGAAGAGGAGGUGGAGGAGAGCUAUACGUGGUUCUACGAAGGUAGGAAUGGAUGGUGGCAGUACGAUGAAAGGACAGAUGCAGAGCUGGAGGAGAGCUAUCGUGCCAACAAGCGAACCUUUGAGCUGUUGAUUGCAGGGUACGUGUAUGUCAUUGACUUGGACAGCAUGCUGCAGUAUAGGAGGUCCGAUCCUUCGCGCAGGAGACGCAUCAAACGCGACCUGGUUGGCGCCGCCAAGAAGGGCAUCGCAGGGUUGAAAAUUAAGGUAAAGCGUGAGGAGGAUUCGGCAGAUAGGCGUGUAGUUGGAGCGGAAGAAGAUAAGGAGAAUGGGGGUGCGGUAGGUGGUGCCAUUGCCUCCGAUGAAGAUAGUGGUAUGGUCAAGCAAAAGGAUGACUGUACACAAGAUGGGACUGUUCCAUCUGAGAAAGAAGGGGUGGAGAGUGAUGCAAGUACUCAGGUAACGAGGGCGGUGAGCCCCAAUGCCAAUCACAGUAACUCUGCUGGCAAUGAGACAGUGUAUGAAGUGGUGAGAAGUGCACCACCUCAAACAAGUAGAACAGGGGAGGAAUCAUCUCCUUCAAACUUUAGUUACACCAACCCUUCCCCAGCUGAUAACCCUCCCCCUACUUAUGCCAAACCUAUACGUCAAAGAAGGAGACCAGCCAAUGAAUCUUCUUCAUCAGGUGCAAGUUCGCAGGUAGUCAACGAUACACAAGGGGAUUCCCCAGUCAGUCAGCGUCUAACGGUUAGCCACCAGCGAACCCAUUCUGCACCGGAGCCACGCCCCUCCAGUCGACCAAGGGGCCCCGCCCCUCAGGCCCCACCCAGAAACCUGGUCAGCCAGCAAGUUAGUAGCUCUGCUGCUCAAAGAACAGAAUCUGAGGACACUCCUAGUCAUGUUGAGAGGAUCACUGAAACAUUGCGCUCAGAGUUGGUCAUAAACGUUAGUCCAAAUGCGGACACCGGCUCAGGGGCUAGAAGGCGACAGGUUCGCAGACAUGUGCAUGAAGUAUGAGACGAUCAUUAACAUGGAUUCUAAUCAGGAGCUGGAUGCUUAAUGGUGUGUGUAUAUUACAGAAAAGAUAAAGUUAAUGGAUGCAGGUUAGAAUUAUGCAAUGUACAUUGGCUACUGUUGGCCUUCUCUUUGCUUGAUCUCACUUUCAGACGAUGUGCCUACGUAAUUUCAUUGUAUGUUGUGUAAUAAUGAAUUCACUAUUUUCUCACA